AUGUCUUCUGGUGACCAUGUCGCCAUGACCAUGUUGGCCAUGGCGGAAACUCUUCGUCAGCUCCAACCUCCCAAGGUUAAGAUGGCCAUCAAGUGCACAAAAGUAAGAGCACUCACAUUAACGCUGUCUCCCGAGAUGACCGCGCAUGUUAGGUUUCAGUUGGGAAAGCUGUACUUCUUUUACACGGAAAACCUCGAUUUGGCUCUGCAGUUUCUUGAAUCGCGUAAUUACAUGAUGACCACGAAUGGACCUCCCAACGCUGCCUCCAGUAACCGGAUGCUGACUUUGAUACGAUCAGAACUUGCAAACGCAAAGGCUUUCCCAACAAUCUACGCCAAAUUGUUCUUUUACUAUAUAGAAGUCAACACUAUUGAUGGCCGCGCUGAUGAUGCUUUGGAAGCGUGUCAAGUAGCAAUUCAACAGUUCGUGGACGAUCCCAUUGUUAAUCUUUAUUUCCGUCUCACAAGGAAUAUGGUGUCUGCUCGUGUAGCAGGUACAGUAUGCGAUGAUUCGGAGACGAUGAUAAUCGGGCAAUUGAUCAAUAGACUUGACCAGUCAUCACCAGCAACGGCGAAUUUGAAGCUUUUCUACAUUUGUACACUUCUAGCCUUUAUGUUGUCUGAUGGGAAGCUGGAUGGACACGGUGCCGUUGACCGUUUUCGCUUGCUUGAUGACCAUUGUCAACUCGGCUCUGCAGCUGCAAUUAUGAGCGAGCAGCGAAGUACUAUACAAUUGCUGUACGACAUAUCCAGGAUUACAAUGCAAGGGCUGCAAUACAGCCAACGACAGGGCGGGGUUCUUUUCGAAGAGUUUGGGCCUGCUAUUCAAUCAUUGCUGGGCCACUACUGCUCCUAUCUUCGUGAACCCGAUGCUGCUGAGAAACACUUUCUUGCCGCCACUAAGUUCAAGUCGUGCAAGGACAAGAACAUAUGGGUAAUGACUCACGUGAAUCUUGCUAUUACCUAUCUUGCUCAGUGCAAACACGCCGAGUUCUACGAAAUAGCUGACCAGACGCUGAUAGCAGAAUGCAUGGAAACGGCAAAAACAGAAGAUCUCUUCCGUCUUCACGGUCUUUCGGUGCUACUGUUUUCGAUUUUUGUUCCGGUGAAUGCUGAGGUGAUUCUACCAACUCUAGAUUGGAGCAAGAAGGGUCAUGAUCAUUCUUUACAUUGUUGGAGCAAUAACACAAUGGCCAGAGUGCUAGCUUCACAUGGCAUGGAUGGCAGUGCUUAUAUAGAAGCAGCUAGAAAAGAGAUGGCUCUCCUUGACGAAGGUGUCAUUCGAGCAGAACACUUAACGAAUCCGAGUGCAGCUCUAGUUGAAUGGUUUGAGGGAGAUCCAACCGCGUUUUUACCAAAGGACGAAUGA
Molecule: messenger RNA, 1368 nt
Organism: Ostertagia ostertagi
Lineage: Eukaryota; Metazoa; Nematoda; Chromadorea; Rhabditida; Trichostrongylidae
Source: the annotation of a GenBank genome assembly